This is a messenger RNA of Aspergillus costaricaensis CBS 115574, 1804 nucleotides long. RefSeq names its product oxidoreductase, FAD-binding protein. Lineage: Eukaryota; Fungi; Ascomycota; Eurotiomycetes; Eurotiales; Aspergillaceae. The record is from RefSeq and is a predicted model, not a curated record. Bases 10 to 1740 code for a protein of 576 amino acids. Gene Ontology annotation, cellular component: mitochondrion. The transcript has 4 exons. Gene Ontology annotation, biological process: lactate catabolic process. Gene Ontology annotation, molecular function: FAD binding; D-lactate dehydrogenase (NAD+) activity; D-lactate dehydrogenase (cytochrome) activity.
CGUGAGACAAUGCGGCCGCUCAGCCAGGUGCCUCGGGCAUUCCCCGCACAUCUCCGCGCCCUUCAAUGCCGGCCCAGCGCCCUCUCGCCACGCCAUUCCUUACCUCUUCAACAAGCAGUGCGUUGGGCUAGUUCAAAGGCAGGACACAAGAAUGACGGCAAUACUGGACAGGAGAACGGUGCCAAUACUGGGCCUUCUGGCAACCGCUCGGGUUCUCGAAAUUCAGGCAGGACCCUGUUAGCCUCUGCCUUGGCUGCAGGCGUCGGCUAUGCAUAUGCUGUGACGAGCGGACAGUCCCAGUCUUUGGAUAGCAAGCAUCCCAAGUAUGGAUCUGCGAAGGAUUUUGAGAAGGCCAUUGCAGAAUUGCGAGCCACGCUAGGUGACGAGGUCAUCAGCACCGACAAAGACGAUCUUCAACAACAUGGGUUUUCAGAAUGGUCCAGCGUCAAUGCUGAUCGUCUGCCAGUUGCCAUUGCCUACCCGGCGAGUACAGAUGAUGUUUCCAAGAUCGCCAAGAUCUGUCACAAAUACAAAAUGCCAAUGAUACCCUACUCCGGAGGUUCUAGUCUGGAGGCCAAUUUUUCGGCCCCUCUAGGCGGAUUGACCAUUGAUUUCGUGACGAUGAAUAAGAUACUUGAGUUGCACGAAUCUGAUAUGGACGUUGUGGUCCAACCGUCCAUUCAAUGGAUGGAUUUGAAUGAGAAGAUUAAGGACAGCGGUCUUUUCUUUCCCGUUGACCCGGGACCGUCUGCAAUGAUAGGUGGCAUGAUUGGGACAAACUGCAGUGGAACCAAUGCCGUGAGGUACGGGACCAUGAAAGACUGGGUAAUUAACCUUACUGUCGUGCUGGCGGAUGGUCGGGUCAUUAAGACACGUCGCCGUCCACGCAAAACUUCAGCCGGGUAUAACCUGACAGGAAUGUUUGUUGGGUCUGAAGGAACACUUGGUAUUGUGACUGAAGCUACCCUGAAAUUGACGCCGAUUCCAGAGCAGACUCGUGUCGGUGUGGUGACCUUCCCCACUGUACGUGAUGCGGCAUCCACUGCCAUGCAGCUUGUUCGAAAAGGCAUUCAAGUUCAGUGUAUGGAGAUUCUUGAUGAGAUACAGAUGGAUGUCAUCAACCGCGCCGGAGGAACUGGAAGAACAUGGAAGAAAUUGCCCACUCUGUUCUUCAAGUUCUCCGGCACCAAAGCUGGGGUCGCGGAUAGUAUUAACCUGACCAAAGCACUGGCAAAGAACAACAACGCAAGCUCGUUCGAAUUUGCAAGAGACGAGCGAGAAGCACAUGAUUUAUGGUCUGCGCGAAAACAAUCGCUCUGGAGUAUGCUGGCGCUAAGAGAGCGAGGAUCUGAAGUAUGGUCAACCGACGUUUCCGUGCCGAUCUCUAGAUUGCCAGACAUUAUUGAAAUCUCCAAGAAAGAACUCGAUGACCUGGGAAUCUUUGCCAGUAUCCUUGGGCAUAUUGGAGAUGGCAACUUCCACGCAAGUAUCUUAUAUGAUCGCACUAUUCAAGAAGAAAGGGAGCGAGUAGAAAAGGUUGUGUACGACAUGGUUGAUCGCGCAUUGGAAAUGGAAGGCUCUUGCACCGGUGAACAUGGUGUGGGAUUGGGUAAAAAAGAUUCACUGAAAAAGGAGCUUGGCCCAGCCACAAUUGGAAUUAUGCGUUCCAUCAAGAAGUCUCUCGACCCACAUUGGUUAUUGAACCCUGGCAAGAUCUUCGAUUAUGAGGACGAAGCAUAGAUGGCGCAAUCUGAUCUCUCAGCUGAGUAUGGCAUAUGCAUAGUAAAUAGGACAGACAAAAGGC